AUGGAAGGUUUGCAGAACGGCGACAUCGAAGUCAUCACUCAGCAUGACCCAGACGCAUAUGCCUACGAUUGGGACGGCUUUAUCCUCGACGCCGCUAGCUUUGCGGGAAGCAGUGACUUUGAGAAUUGGAUUGCUAACCUAGACAUUCCUCUUAUUGAUGCUAGUAGCAUCUGCUCAGGUUGCAAGGUCCACGAGGGCUUCUGGAAUACAUGGGAAACCGUAGCUAUCGAUGUGACAUCGCAAAUCGAAUCUGCUCUUAGCGCUUUUCCAGAUUAUACUCUGGUUGCUACCGGUCACAGUCUUGGAGGUGCUCUUGCCGCAGUUGCAGCGACCGUGUUCCGUGCCUCAGGAUAUACUGUUCAGCUGUAUAAUUACGGCCAACCUCGUAUUGGAAAUUUAGCCCUAGCCGACUUUAUUACAAGUGAAACGUUGGGAACCAACUACCGUGUCACGCACUCUGAUGAUAUCGUUCCCAAGCUACCCCCGGAGCUACUAGGUUACGACCACUUCAGUCCUGAAUACUGGAUUACUAGUGAUGACAACGUGACUGUGACGGACUCAGACGUAGUCGAAAUACAGGGCGUAGAUUCAACCAGUGGGAACGAUGGAACGAGCGGCGACAGUGUUGAUGCCCAUCGGUGGUACUUCAUCUACAUAUCGGAAUGCUCUUAA
This is a messenger RNA of Talaromyces amestolkiae, 672 nucleotides long. RefSeq lists its product as uncharacterized. The coding region runs from base 1 to 672 and encodes 223 amino acids. The record is from RefSeq and is a predicted model, not a curated record. Gene Ontology annotation, biological process: lipid metabolic process. NCBI's taxonomy places the organism in Eukaryota, Fungi, Ascomycota, Eurotiomycetes, Eurotiales, Trichocomaceae. The transcript is spliced from 3 exons.